Molecule: messenger RNA, 1089 nt
Organism: Plasmodium falciparum 3D7
Lineage: Eukaryota; Apicomplexa; Aconoidasida; Haemosporida; Plasmodiidae
Exons: 2
Coding region: 1-1089 (362 amino acids)
Source: RefSeq, a predicted model, not a curated record
AUGAAGGAAAUGUGUUAUAUUGUUCCUGGUGAACUUGGUUUACUCAUUCAAGUUUUUAUGGGAUGUAUUUCUCUUUCUAUUUUAUUUACAAAAUACAUUUUUGAAAAACCAAAAAGACUAUUUGUUAUAUUUUUAAAAGAUUUAAUUAUUAUUUCUUGUGGUUCUAUAACACUUCAUUUAGUAAAUAUAUGUCUAUGUAUUCUUUUAUUUCGAUACGAUAUUUUAUUAUAUAUAUAUAAUAUACAUAUGGAUGAAUGCUCUAUAUAUUUUAUUCAUAUAAUUAUUGAUAUAACCUUGGGAUUAUACUUACAGCAUAGGAUAUUUGCUCUAUAUAAAUUUAUUAAAGUAAGAAAUGGAUAUUUACAAAAUAGUUCCAUUUCUCAUAUUUACAAGCCUGUUGAUGCUCUCUCACAUUAUUCAUCUUUUUUAAAUUUCAUGAAUAAUUCAGAGGACGAUAAUAAAGUGGGACCUAGUAAAGAACUUACAAAUGUAAUAAAUAUUAUAAAUAAAGAUAAGAAUAAUAACAUAUUUUACAAAGGAUAUAAUAAUAAUGAUAAAGAGAAGGAAGAUAUAUAUAGGAAUUAUUUCAAGACAUAUCAUGAUUAUGAAGAAGAGGUAACAUUAGAAGCAAAUAUUCAUGAGCAAGAAAAAAAAAAUAUAUAUGAUUUAAAUUUUUUAAAUAAUAAAACACACACAGAUAUUUGUGCCUCUUCAAAAUAUGAAAAUAUUCAACAUAGUGAUAAGCAAAUAAUUACAUAUGAAAAGGAAAAAAGUAUGUACGAUUUUAACUUUUAUAAAAAUAUAGGAGAAAAAUAUGAAGACUUAAAUUUCUUACCAUCUAUAAUUUUAUGGAUAUUUGUUAUCUUAACAACUAAAAUUAUUACAUUAAUAUUUUUUUUAGUAUUAUUUCCUUUAUUUAAUUUUUUCGUCAUAUAUACUAUAGAUUUUAUUAAGGAUACGAAAGUUAAACUUUUACUAGUAAUGAUUAUAUUGCCUUUCUUUUUUAAUUUCAUAAUGUACUUUUUCAUAGAUACAAUGAUACAAAGGAAACAUAAAUAUAAAAAAUGGCAUAAUGAUGAUUCCAUCUAA